Messenger RNA from Paramormyrops kingsleyae, 2505 nucleotides. The record is from RefSeq and is a predicted model, not a curated record. Lineage: Eukaryota; Metazoa; Chordata; Actinopteri; Osteoglossiformes; Mormyridae.
GUCUUUACCUAUUGCCGGAGAUUUCAUCAUUCAGGCCCGUCCCGGCUCACCGGCGGUCCAUGCUUCUUAGAGCACUACCCACCUUGCUAAGAUCCGGCUCCGAGGCGACCGCCCUCCUGUUCACAUCGGGGCUCCGAGCCGCACUAAACUCGCUCUGUCCGCCACCAUUCCGGCUCCUCUCUACGUCCGUGCGCCUGUCAAAGAGGAAAAAGACAAAUCUUUGGCUGCAGCUAUCAGAAGGACGCAAUAUGGACGGCAGUAUCGAGGAGGUGCUGGCUCCACUGAGGGUGGCCGUGAAAGAACAGGGUGACUUGGUGCGUCGAAUGAAGGAGGAAAACGCACCCGAUGUAGACAUCAGCAAAGCAGUGGCGGAGCUGAAGGCUCGCAAGAAGAUGCUGGAGGCCAAGGAACUGGCGCUGCAGCCUAAAGAUGAUAUCAUUGAUCGAACCAAGAUGGAGGACACUCUGAAGAGGCGCUUCUUUUACGACCAGGCCUUUGCCAUAUACGGGGGCGUCAGUGGGCUGUACGACUUUGGACCUGUAGGGUGCGCUCUAAAGAACAACAUUCUCCAGGCGUGGAGGCAGCAUUUCAUCCAAGAGGAGCAGAUCCUGGAGAUCGACUGCACUAUGCUGACCCCAGAGCCUGUCCUGAAGACCUCCGGUCAUGUGGACAAGUUUGCAGACUACAUGGUGAAAGACGUCAAGAGCGGGGAGUGUUUCCGAGCUGACCACCUUCUGAAAGCUCACCUUCAGAAACUCAUGUCAGACAAGAAAUGUUCUGCAGAGAAGAAGGUUGAAAUGGAUCAUGUCAUCACUAAGAUGGACAAUUACACUCAGCAGGAGCUAGCGGACCUCUUUGUGAAAUAUAACGUCAAGUCCCCCAUCACGGGGAAUGACCUUACUGCUCCCAUCUCCUUUAACCUGAUGUUCCAGACCUCCAUCGGGCCGGGGGGGAAUAUGCCAGGCUACCUAAGGCCCGAGACAGCUCAGGGAAUUUUCCUGAACUUCAAGCGCUUGCUGGAGUUCAACCAGGGCAAGCUGCCCUUUGCCGCCGCCCAGAUCGGGAAUUCCUUCCGGAAUGAGAUCUCGCCCCGCUCGGGCCUCAUCCGGGUCAGGGAGUUCACCAUGGCAGAAAUUGAGCACUUUGUUGACCCCAACGAGAAGGUCCACCCCAAGUUCCAGAAUGUGGCCGAUCUGGACGUUAUGCUGUACUCAUCCAAAGCACAGACCAGCGGCCAGUCAGCCCAACUGAUGAGGCUAGGGGAUGCGGUGGAGCAGGGGGUCAUCAACAACUCCGUCCUGGGCUACUUCAUUGGAAGGAUCUACCUGUACCUGAUCAAAGUGGGUGUGGCCAAAGACAAGCUACGAUUCCGGCAGCACAUGGACAACGAGAUGGCCCACUAUGCCUGCGACUGCUGGGAUGCUGAGACCAAAACCUCCUACGGCUGGAUUGAAAUCGUAGGGUGUGCCGACCGCUCCUGCUAUGACCUGAAGUGCCACGCCCGGGCCACCAAGGUGCCCCUUGUUGCCGAGAAGCCCCUCAAAGAACCUAAAACUGUAAACGUGGUCCAGUUCGAGCCCAACAAGGGUGCCAUCGGCAAGGCUUACAAGAAGGAUGCCAAGCUGGUGAUGGAGUACCUGGCCGUGUGUGACGAGUGCUACAUCACGGAGCAGGAGAACAUCCUAAAUGAGGAGGGUGAAUUCACCAUCGAGACGGAAGGAAAAACAUUCAAGCUGACCAAUGACAUGGUUAGUGUGAAGAGGUUCCAAAAGACUCUGCAUGUGGAGGAAAUCGUUCCCAAUGUCAUCGAACCGUCCUUUGGCAUCGGAAGAAUUAUGUACUCUAUUUUUGAACAUACGUUCCGCGUCCGAGAAGGUGACGAGCAAAGGACGUUCUUCAGCUUCCCUGCCACGGUUGCCCCUUACAAAUGCUCCGUCCUCCCACUCAGCCAGAACCAGGAGUUCAUGCCUUUCGUCCGAGAGUUGUCUGAUGCUUUGACCAAAAAUGGAGUGUCUCACAAGGUGGACGACUCCUCGGGCUCUAUCGGGAGACGCUACGCCAGGACGGAUGAGAUAGGCGUCGCGUUCGGCCUCACAAUUGACUUUGACACGGUUAACAAGACGCCACACACAGCCACUCUGAGGGACCGUGACUCCAUGCGGCAGAUCAGGGCAGAGGUGUCCGAACUGCCCGGGAUCAUACGAGACCUCGCCAAUGGGGUCACCACGUGGGCCGACGUCGAGAACAGUUACCCCAUCUUUGAGGGCCAGGAGACAGGCAAAAAGGACAGUGAGGAGUAAAACCGUCAACUGUGGGGGCCCGUCAUUUUGGGGCCCUCACUGCAAGCGGUUGAUGUUUAUAUUCAUAUCAAAGGGAACAAUCUUAUCCCAGCUGUGAAGGCCAGCCUUCCCUGCCUCAUCUCAUGCCUGCCCUCACCACUGUCAGAAUAAAAUGAAUCAUUGAUAUGUAAUUGUGCUUUGUAUCUAAUAAACUUCCUACCCCCCC